UCAGUGGUCAUCAUCUUCAGAGAUCUUCUUCCUUGAAAUAAAAAUAAUAUUUGCUUGUUGCGCUUGUCAUCUGACUCAGUAAAUUACUUCUCCUCUCUGUUGCGUGUUAUGGCGGUGUGCUCAGAGAAAGAAGAUUUCUUGGAGGAGUUCGGCCAGGAUUACGGCUAUCCAAAUGCCCCUCGAAAUAUAGAUCAGAUUAGAGCCACCGAGUUCAAGCGUUUGGAUGGUGUUGUGCAUUUGGAUCAUGCCGGAGCUACUCUCUACUCGGAAUCUCAAAUGGAAGCAAUUCUCAAACAACUAAAUUCUACUGUUUAUGGAAAUCCUCAUAGCCAAAGCAGCUGCAGCUUGAGUAGUAGUGACUGUGUUCAAAAAGCCCGGCAGCAGGUGCUUGACUUCUUUAAUGCAUCCCCAAGUGAGUACAGUUGCAUAUUUACUUCUGGGGCAACAGCGGCUCUGAAGCUUGUCGGGGAGACCUUUCCAUGGUGCAAUCAGAGCAGUUUUAUGUAUACAAUGGAGAACCAUAACAGUGUACUUGGGAUUAGAGAAUAUGCACUCAGAAAGGGAGCUGCAGCAUUUGCUAUAGAUGUUGAAGAUACUGAUAGUAAUGUCAACUCACAAAGCCAUCAAUCUGCCUUUAAAAUCUCACACAACCCUGUGCAAAGAAGAAGUGAAGCUGGAAUGCUAAAAGAAGGAUCAGCAGGAAAUAUUUACAACUUAUUUGCUUUUCCGUCUGAGUGCAACUUUUCGGGUAAAAAGUUCAACCUUGACCUGGUGAAUAUUGUGAAGGAAGAUUCAGAGAGUAUCUUGGACAGCUCUCUGUCUCAAAGAGGCCACUGGCUUGUUCUGAUUGAUGCUGCUAAAGGAUGUGCAACAGACCCGCCAGAUUUGACCAAGUACAAGGCAGACUUUCUCGUCAUCUCAUUCUACAAGAUGUUUGGGUACCCAACUGGCCUUGGUGCACUAAUUGUUAAAAAUGAAGCUGCAAAACUACUAAGGAAGGCCUACUUUGGUGGAGGCACCGUUGCUGCUGCUAUUGCUGACAUAGACUUCUUUAAAAGGAGAGCAGGUGUUGAGGAGUUCUUUGAGGAUGGAACAGUAUCAUUCUUGAGCAUAGCAUCAAUUCAUCAUGGAUUCAGAGUACUCAAUACUUUAACCAUGUCUUCUGUAUCCCGGCACACAGCAUCACUGGCAACCUAUGUGAGGAAAACACUCUUGGCUUUAAGGCACAAAAAUGGAGAACAUGUUUGUACAAUUUAUGGAGUAAACACUCCAGAGAUAUUACCUGGUAAAGUGGGUCCAAUAGUUUCAUUCAACCUAAAAAGACCAGAUGGGACAUGGUAUGGUUAUCGUGAAGUGGAAAAUUUGGCAUCUUUGGCAGGAAUUCAGCUACGGACAGGAUGCUUUUGCAAUCCUGGUGCCUGUGCAAAGUACCUUGGUUUAUCACAUGCAGAUCUUCUUUCAAAUAUUGAGGCUGGGCAUGUUUGCUGGGAUGAUCAAGAUAUUUUAAAUGGAAAACCGACUGGUGCUGUUAGAAUAUCCUUUGGUUACAUGUCUACAUUUGAAGAUGCCAGGAGAUUCAUUGAUUUCAUUGAGAGGUCAUUCAUCUCAUUUCCUUCAAAUGGGUGUGCUUUAAGAGCGAGAUCUGUUCCCCCUUUAAUCAAAGGAACUGAAAAGACCACACCUCUGUACUUCCUCAAAUUUAUUACGGUUUAUCCAAUAAAGUCAUGUACAGGUUUUGGUGCUGAUCAUUGGCCCUUGACAAGCACAGGUCUACUGCAUGAUAGAGAGUGGCUUCUUAGGAGUGCCAGUGGUGAAAUCCUUACACAAAAGAAGAUUCCAGAAAUGUGCAAUAUCAAAACAUUGAUUGAUCUCAAGUUGGGAAUACUAUUUGUUGAGUCACCUCGUUGCAAAGAGAAACUGCAGAUUAAACUUAAACCCAAUAUGAGUAUUGGCAUGCGAGAUGAAAUAGACAUACAUGCUCAAAGGCAUGAAGUCCAAAGUUAUGGCAAUGAAGUCAACAGUUGGUUUAGUGAUGCUGUUGGUCAAUCUUGCACGUUGCUAAGAAAUUCUUGUGCCGUGAGUUACGCCUGCUCUAAGGGGAAUUCUAAUACAGGGAUUUGCAAAGAUGUUGAUGCCAAACUGAAUUUCGUCAACGAAGCCCAGCUCUUGCUGGUAUCUGAGGAAAGUGUAGCUGAUUUAAAUAACCGGUUAAGAUCAAGCACACAAAAAGGGUCUUAUGGAGAGAGGACUGAAGUAAGUACAAUGAGAUUCCGACCCAACCUUGUCAUAUCUGGCGGUGAACCAUAUGCAGAAGAUGGAUGGAAGAGUCUUGUGAUAGGAGGCGAAUAUUUCACGUCAUUUGGUGGCUGCAAUAGGUGCCAACUGAUCAACAUAUAUUUGCAAGGUGACAAGGUGCAAAGGUCGAACGAACCUUUGGCUACUUUAGCGGCGUAUAGGAGAGUUAAGGGGAAGAUACUAUUUGGGAUAUUGCUGAGAUAUGAGAAGAGUGUUGAUAAGGAUUCAGAUGCAUGGGUCCAUGUAGGAGAACAAAUAUUUCCAAAUGUCUAUUCACAUUGAAAAUCAAUAGCCUUUUUGCAUAUAUCAUCUAGUUUUUUCAUCACCGUGAAACUCAUCAGAAUUCAAUUCAAAAUGUACUAAAUCUUUUAACCUUCUGUUGCAUUUGCAAUAGCUUAUAUGAAACUUCAAUUCUCCAUUGUA
Messenger RNA from Ipomoea triloba (trilobed morning glory), 2718 nucleotides. RefSeq names its product molybdenum cofactor sulfurase. NCBI's taxonomy places the organism in Eukaryota, Viridiplantae, Streptophyta, Magnoliopsida, Solanales, Convolvulaceae. The record is from RefSeq and is a predicted model, not a curated record. Bases 109 to 2577 code for a protein of 822 amino acids. Gene Ontology annotation, biological process: Mo-molybdopterin cofactor biosynthetic process. The transcript is spliced from 22 exons. Gene Ontology annotation, molecular function: molybdenum cofactor sulfurtransferase activity; molybdenum ion binding; pyridoxal phosphate binding.